GGGGCCAGAGCUCGGUUUACACCCAAACAGGUGCCUCUACCCUCACAGCACCCCUGGGUGUCCCGCAACUGGACCCAGCACCGUUCAUCACCCCUCGCCUCACCAACUGCUGGUAUUUUGGGUGAGGAAAGGGACCCUGUCCUGCGAUGCCCCAGGGUGCCUGAAGCCCGGCAGCCUUGGGGAUGGAGCUGAAGGUCUGGGUAGAUGGGAUCCAGAGGGUCGUCUGCGGCGUCUCGGAGCAAACCACCUGCCAGGAGGUGGUCAUCGCCCUGGCGCGGGCCAUAGGUCAGACAGGCCGCUAUGUCUUGGUGCAGAAGCUCCGGGAAAAGGAGAGGCAGCUCCUCCCGCUCGAGUGCCCUUUGGAGUCUCUGGCCAAGUGUGGGCAGUAUGCCAAUGAUGUGCAGUUCAUCCUGAGGCGGACGGGCCCCAGCGUGGCCGAGAGGCCAUCCUCAGAGGGUGCUCCCCAGGCUCCUGAGAGGACGUUCAUCCGGGCCAGUCUGCCCAUCAAACCCCGGGCCCUGAGCACGGAUGUACCUCGGCCCCGGGAGCCGAGGAAAUCAAUGACCUUCAGCUUGGGCCCCAUGGGCUCUGUUGACCCGUAUGCAAAGAGCCGCUGGAGGCAGCAUGCCUGGGAGGGGAUGGACUUGAAGGACGGUGGGGCCAGCCAGCCCUCCAAGGAGGAGCUGUUUAAGACAGUGCUGCGUCAACAGGAGCAACUGCACUCCUUGGAGGCCCAUGGGGAUACACUGGAGACAGAUCUGCGGCUCUGGGAGCAUGGCCGGGCCUCCAGCCAGGAGGAUGAGAUCCUCUACUUAGAGCACCUGGUGCGGAGGAAUGAUACGGAGCUGGGCGAGGAGGAGUUUUGGCAGAGCGAGCUGCGGCUGGAGAAGGAGUGUGAGCGGGAGAGGCAGGAGCGGGUGAGGAGCCUGCGGGCCAGCCUGGAGGAGUACACGCAGAGGAUCUACGAGCUGAGCGCCCGCACUGAGGCCUUGCAGAAAGAGAUCCAGUGGGAGAUGGCCGAGAGGGCCAAGAGGGGCAAGGACAUCCCUGUGCCGAGCCCCACGGACUUGGAAGACAUGGCUGCCAAAAUGAAAAGGGAUCUGGAGGCCAAGGUCAAGCAGGGCACACAGCUGGAGAGCAACCUGGCCAGCGUAGAGAAGGCCCUGGAAGAAGCUGAAAGGAGCCUGCAGGCCCAGAACCAAGAACUGGAGGAGUUAAAUAAGGAGCUGAGGCAGUGUAAUUUGCAGCAGUUUAUUCAGCAGACGGGAGCCACGGUGGCCGUCGGGCAGGCCAGGUCUGAGGAAGAUGCCCAGCCGGAGCUGAGCCCACGCGAGCUGCCAGCCUGCCGGCGAAAUGGAGGGUUUCCUCCCACCGGUGCCGAUUCGCCACCCUGUGCCAGCACCAAGCAGCUCCUCGGCCAUCCCCGGACUCUGCCAGAGCCCCUGGUGCCCAGCUUGAACCCGGAGGUGCUAUACAAACAGUGGAUGAAGCUCAUCUCCACUGAGAAGGCAGCCGUCUCUGGGAUGAAACAUGGCAGCUUUUUAAUAAUGCACAGCAGCAGCACAGAGCAUUUUAGGACAGGAAGAGAAGGAGAUGGCACUUGGCUGCAGAUAUGAGCAGCAUCUCCCUGAGGAAAGCCAGGAGCUGAGCAAAGACUGCUGCUCUCUGACCCUUUGGAUGUGCUCGCUCACAGGCCAUUUUGGAGGUGCACUGCCUGUUUUGGAGGUGUCCAGUAUGUCCGUGCCACCACAUUGGGUGUGAGAUGGCAGUCGCUGGUGUCCUAUGGGAUUUUCCCCUUCCCAUGGCGAGGGGCAAUUGUGGGCAAAUGAAAUAUUAACGUUGGAGAGAAAGCUGUCAAGGGCAAUGCAGCAAGUGCCAGCUGCUGUCCAGCAGUUUGGUUGAGUGAUAUUUAAGGAUUAGAGUUUGCUUCAUUCGGAGACCGCUAGGAGCCAAGUGAGUCUCUGGUUACUACCGAAGGACAGCAGGGAGAUGUGAUUUUAGACUUGUCACUUUGGAACCACGAUUUUCUUCUCUCUCUCUCUCUCUCUCUCUUUUUUUUUUUACCCAUGAAUCACUGGAGUUGGAAAUGUGUGUUGGGGAAAAAAUGUAUUUAACAAUACGUUUGCUUCGUGCAACUGCAUGAAGAAGUUUGUUCCCUGUGGUGUGAGCACUGAUUGCUUGCUUCUUGAACUUUUUGCUCUCGUUUUCUGGACUCUUGCUUUUAAAAUGAGACUCCAAGAAGAGAAUCAGGGUGUGUUGGAGGUUGUAAAGAACACUGCAGUACCACCUGGGGUAAAACUUGAAACCUUCGGUUCAGGAAAACUGCUUGCCUUUGGCAUAGCCAAGGGGGAUUGUUCUCCCCACUGGGCAGCCAAUGCUUGGGUAGUUGGCCUCAAGUUCUCCCUGAAAUAUCCCCGAGAUUUUGAGAUAUGAGCUGAAGCCCUCAAUGUACCCUGAAACACUGAUAUCUGUAACUUUAACAAGUGGUGUCUUUCAUUUUUGGGCCCCGUUUGUGGUUUGGCUUUGUGCAAAAUAAAGAGAAAAGGUUCAGCGCUGAGGGCACUUCCCACAGCAAAGCGGGGGAAGAAAAAAAAGCCACAGAACAAUAAUUCAAUGGCAGUGGAAUCUCAUUUUCAUCCUGCGCUACCACUUAGCUGUGUUCGGGUUGGUGGUCUGUUACAUUUCUAGAGAUGACUUUUUUGUGGUUUUGGGUAUCCCUGGGGAGGGCGCUGUGCCUGUGUGCUACCACCUGCGUGCAAAAAACCCGUGUGCUAACCCCUGUGUUUCAGCCACCACUGCACACACGUUUCUGCAGCCCUCAGCAAUGUGCCGUGUUGCAGAUUUCUUCCUGUUUUUCCCACAACCCAUCAGCCAGCAGCUGCGGGGCAGCGGGGUUUCUCAAGGUAACAAAUGACUGAUGGAUGAGUUCCGCCCUGGACCCCCCACCUCCUGUCCCUGCUGUUUGGCUCAGCAGCGUGACCCAAAUUCAUCCUGGCACGAGGGGCCUCACGCGGCAGGGAUGUGGUGAUGUGCUGUGGCACCUUCUUGGUCUCUGGUCUGGCUGUGGCUUGUCCCACCCCAAUGCUACUGGCCUCCACUUAAGGCCGCACAUGUUAUUUAACCGAUGCCCGCUGCAGCGCUCUGCCUCUCCGCUUUUAUCUGCUCUAAAGGCUGUGUCAAUAAUACAUUUCUGCCAUUGAAUAUUUUAUUGAUGAUUUGACUUUUCGCUGCUUGCAAUUCCCAUUUCAAGGCUGCAUGAUUGUUCCUAAUUAAAAUUUUAUGCCCUGGGAGAAGCCUUCUUGCUACAGUGGAGAUGAUGCUGUCCUUUUCUAGGCCACUACAGAGCGGUAGGAAGGAAUUACUCAUUGUCAUGAGAUUAAAACAAAGCAAAUAAAUUAUUUUUCCU
This is a messenger RNA of Lagopus muta (rock ptarmigan), 3406 nucleotides long. Its product is annotated as ras association domain-containing protein 8-like. The transcript is spliced from 7 exons. Gene Ontology annotation, biological process: signal transduction. The record is from RefSeq and is a predicted model, not a curated record. Lineage: Eukaryota; Metazoa; Chordata; Aves; Galliformes; Phasianidae. Bases 183 to 1616 code for a protein of 477 amino acids.